This is a messenger RNA of Loxodonta africana (African savanna elephant), 5009 nucleotides long. RefSeq names its product NEDD1 gamma-tubulin ring complex targeting factor (gene NEDD1). Gene Ontology annotation, cellular component: ciliary basal body; spindle pole; pericentriolar material. NCBI's taxonomy places the organism in Eukaryota, Metazoa, Chordata, Mammalia, Proboscidea, Elephantidae. The coding region runs from base 1480 to 3462 and encodes 660 amino acids. Gene Ontology annotation, biological process: mitotic cell cycle; microtubule nucleation. Gene Ontology annotation, molecular function: gamma-tubulin binding. The record is from RefSeq and is a predicted model, not a curated record. The transcript is spliced from 15 exons.
GUCUUUGCGUUCCGCUUGAACCCCACCUGUCCUCCGGCCACCUCAAGGGGCUGGUCGGAGGCCCCUGGGCGCCGUGCGCUCUGACCUGCCCGGCGCUCCAGGCCGUUGCUGGGUAGGGGCGAGGCGGAGCAAUUGGCGCGGAAAUGCCCCGGAGUGGGCGCAUGAGUCGCGGUCCGGGGUCGUGCGCUCCGACUUAGGGGGCUUCAGUCCCUGCCCGAGUGGUCGCCUGGGUCAGCUAGGGUGGGUUGGUGCGACUCUGAGGCAUGUUCUGUCUCCGAAAAGUUUACCUUGUCUUCACAAGUUUGUUUCCCUUUUUAUAAACUUCAAAUAUGACUCGUUUAGCAGGCACGCAAAUGCAUUUUACAGGGUACCCCAGUUGAGCAGUUCAGCAAGUAAAAUGCGUUUUUGGCGAAUGAAAGUUGGAUAAAUUUUAUUUGUUCAAGCUGACUGUCCGAGUGGAAUUGUUUCAGUUAGUCCCUAUCCCCAGAUCGGGGCCGUCUAUGAACAGCUCACUUUCAGUGGGACCCUGUCAGAGGCUGAUGUAAUGCUUAUUCCUUUAAUGUGCUCAGUUUUCAGAAGACUGAUGUAGUUGGGCAGAUGGUCUCCGUUUCCCGCUCCACUUUCAGAGAAGGAAACAGACAUUUAAUGGCCAAAGACACUGUCACCUACCUAACUCAGGUGGAUCGCUUGAUCAGUUUUUCUGAGCCUUAGUGAUCUUUCCACUAUGUCACACCACUAAGGAGGAAUGGUGCAAGAUUAUAGUAGUGAAGGCUUUCAGUUGUGUUUACUGGUUUAGAGAUGGCUUUUCCAGCACUUCAUUGUUCCUUGUCUAGGGAACAAGGAGGGCACAUGUUAAGGCACCAGAUCCAAACCCUGUAUGUCUGCAUUUCAGCAGGUAACUAACAACUGUUAGUAGCAUCACAUUUAUCUGAUGCAUGAAGCAUGAUGAAUCACAGUAAAUUUUCCAGUUAACAAAAGUUUUAGCCUUUUUAUUAGCACACUACUUUUUUUUUUUUUGUCUCUUGGGAAUGAGAGCAUUGUGUAAUUUAUUAUGCUUGUCCUCUGCAAUGGAGUAGACUGACUAUAAAUGUGAUGUUUUAUUGAUGAUUUGGGGGCCUGUCUGUGACAUCGGUAAUGCUGUGCUAGUCUUGGACUGUCCACACUAGGAAGGUGUGGAGGGCUGUAUAUAUAUGUUCUCUCCCUUCUGCUUUCUCCCAUGGUAAUUUUGAACAUUUUUUUGUGACUGGUCAUCUGUUACUACUUGUUGUUCUUUAAAGUACCUGCCUAAAGCAGCUUCCCUGCCCUCUUUCUUGUAGACUGCUGUGCAUUGGGAAAUCACCCUGUUGAGUAGGGGCUUAGUGACGUCUCCUUUGGCCAUAUUUGCUAAUUUUGGAUUUGUUUGGAAAAACUGAGGUGACUGGGUUCAGAACUCUCGGAGUGUUACAGUUUGAUAGCGUACAUUUUUUAAAAGGUGCAGUCAUGCAGGAAAACCUCAGAUUUGCUUCAUCAGGAGAUGAUAUUAAAAUAUGGGAUGCUUCAUCUAUGACAUUGGUGGAUAAAUUCAACCCACACACAUCACCACAUGGAGUCAGCUCAAUGUGUUGGAGUAGCAAUAAUAACUUUCUAGUGACGGCAUCUUCCAGCGGUGACAAAAUCGUUGUUUCAAGUUGCAAGUGUAAACCUGUUCCACUUUUAGAGCUUGCUGAAGGGCAAAAGCAGACAUGUGUCAAUUUAAAUUCUACAUCUAUGUAUUUGGUAAGCGGAGGCCUAAAUAAGACAGUUAAUAUUUGGGAUUUAAAAUCAAAAAGAGUCCAUCGAUCUCUUAAGGAUCAUAAAGAUGAAGUAACUUGUGUAACAUAUAAUUGGAAUGAUUGCUAUGUUGCCUCUGGAUCUCUGAGUGGUGAAAUUAUUUUGCACAGUGUAACCACUAAUUUAUCUAGUACUCCAUUUGGCCAUGGCAAUAACCAGUCUGUUCGACACUUGAAGUACUCCUUGUUUAAGAAAUCGCUAUUGGGAAGUGUUUCGGAUAAUGGGAUAGUAACUCUUUGGGAUGUGAACAGUCAGAGCCCAUACCAUAACUUCGAAAGUACACAUAAAGCUCCAGCUUCAGGGAUCUGUUUUUCUCCUGUCAAUGAAUUGCUGUUUGUAACCAUAGGACUGGAUAAAAGAAUCAUUCUUUAUGACACUUCAAGUAAGAAACUAGUAAAAACUUUAGUGGCCGACGCCCCUCUAACUGCGGUAGAUUUCGUGCCUGAUGGAGCUACUUUGGCUAUUGGAUCUUCCCGUGGGAAAAUAUAUCAGUAUGACUUAAGGAUGUUGAAAUCACCAGUAAAAACCAUCAGUGCUCACAAGACAUCUGUGCAAUGUAUAGCAUUUCAGUACUCCACUGCUCUUUCUAAGUCAAGUUUAAAUAAAGGCAGUUCAAAUAAGUCCAUGGCAGUGAACAAACGAGCUGUUAAUGUGAGCAGUACCAGUGGAGGAGCUCAGAAUUCUGGAAUUGUCAGAGAAGCAGCUACCACUUCGGUUGCCACAGUUCUCCCGCAGCCCAUGACAACAGUUGUGGGGAAAGGAACAGUUGCGGUUCAAGACAAAGCAGGUUUGCCUCGAAGCAUAAACACAGAUACUUUAUCUAAGGAAACAGACAGCGGAAAAAAUCAAGAUUUCUCCAGCUUUGAUGAUACUGGGAAGAGUAGUUUAGGUGACAUGUUCUCACCUAUUAGAGAUGAUGCUGUAGUUAACAAGGGAGGUGAUGAGCCCAUAGUCAAAGGAGAUGGCCUCGAUUUUCUACCACCGUUGAACUCAGUAUUCCCUCCAAGAAAAAAUCCAGUCACUUCAAGCACUUCUGUAUUGCAUUCUAGUCCUCUUAAUGUCUUUAUAGCAUCUCCAGGGAGGGAAGAAAAUGAAAAUCACGAUCUGGCAGCCGAACCUAAGAAAAUGUAUCUGGGAAAACAAGAACCCAAAGACUCCUUCAAGCAGUUUGCAAAGUUGAUCUCCUCUGGUGCCGAAACUGGAAAUUUAAAUACUUCUCCAUCAUCUAACCAAGCAAGAAGUCCUGAGAAAUUUGAAAAGCCAGAGAAAGAAACAGAAACCCAGUUGAUAUAUGAACCUCCUACCAAUGGAUCCUCUACCCCAAAUCCAAACAUAGCAUCCUCUGUCACUGCUAGAGUUGCCAGUUCACUGUCAGGAAAAAUAGCUGAUACCAUUGAAAAUAACCGGCCAAAUGCACCACUGACAUCUGUUCAAAUCCAUUUUAUUCAGAACAUGAUACAGGAAACACUGGAUGACUUUAGAGAAGCAUGUCAUCGGGACAUUGUGAAUUUGCAAGUGGAGAUGAUUAAACAGUUCCAUAUGCAGUUGAAUGAAAUGCACUCUUUGCUAGAAAGAUAUUCAGUGAAUGAAGGGUUAGUGGCUGAAAUCGAAAGACUACGAGAAGAAAACAAAAGACUACGUGCUCACUACUGAAAUUUCCGUGGAUACCUUCAUACUUUGUAAUUCGGGAUGUUUCUGGCAACGCAGAACUAUACUAAUCAGUAUUGUUUAUAUGCUUCUGGAGAAUUUUGUUUUCAUGUAAAAGGGUGAUGAUGGGCUUUUGCACAAAUUGCUAUUUCAUCUUUCCUGUUAAAAAUAUUUAUAUUUUUAUAUUAGACGCAGUGCACAAUGUUACCUGCCUAAUAGGAAAGUCAACAGGAUCUUUAUUUUCUGAAAGCUUUAGCUAUACACUAAGUGUCCUUUUUCAUAAGAAGAAAAGUGUGCAUUAAAAAAAAUUGGUUAUUUGUACUUUCUAAUCACCUUUUUUUUAACAGAUAUAUUUUUGAUUGACAAAUUGCCUUUCAGUUUUUUUGGAGGCGUAUGAAAGUUAAAGAGUUUGAUAUGCCUUCUAUUUUUAUGGAAAAAGUACUUUUAUAAUGGCAAUUGGAGUUUCUAAGCAAUUGAAUAAUAAACACAGGGCCGGUGAGUAAUUAUUUUGUUAACUCGAUGAAGUCAAGCAUGACCGUUAUUUAUUGUACAUUUGACAAGACAAUUUUUGGAAUUUUUAAUUGCACAAAUUAAAUUAUAUCUAUUGUAUGUAUGUUAGUGUAUUGUAUUUCUGACAGCUUUCUACUCCUAGUUGAGAAUUUUUUUGUUAAGUUCACUUUACCUAUGAAAAACUCUCUUAAGGGCUUUUAAGAUUCAACCAGAGCUGCAUAUCUGCCACUUAUCUCAUAAAUUCAUAACAUGCAUAUUCUACUGUGACAUUUCAAUCAACAUGAUUCAACUUAAAACCAUUGAAAAUUUCGUAUUGUGUAUUAAGUACUGAAGUAUUGCCAUUUUUUCUCUGAAAUGUGAAGUGUGGAUUGUUUGGUUUCUGUCAUUAACUUUGUGUGCUAUGUGUACUAUUUUUAUAUUCCUGGCCUUAACAAAAUUCUUUUGAAAGGUUAGUUAUCACAAGAAUUUCCACCUUUUUUAUCGUGGGUGGAUAUAUACAGCUACCUGCUGUGACCUGCAGUUCCAGUGGCAUAAGAUGAGGGGAGCUGCUGUCUUUUUUACCUUCUUUGUUCCAAAGAUUUAAAGUCUGUGUGUUAUAUACGGUGCUCAUAUCCAAUUUUGACUUCUGAGCUGAAAAUAUGUACUAAAAAAAAAAAAAAAUUAGCUAGCUUACUAACUUUAUGGUGUUCCAAAGUGAUAGAAAUUUUUAAGGAUAUAUUUAAUAACUAAACAUACUAAUAAUUACUUAAAGAAAUGGAAACGGGAAUACUACUUUUUUCCAUUGCAGCUCAGAGAAUGCAUGUGUAUUAAAGCAUAAAGGGGCGCUAAUGUGAUCCUUUUCCUGACAGAUUAUAAAAGCAUUAUGACUUGUAACAAGUUUCCUUAUAUAUCAUUAUUGAACAGGUUCAGAAGACAUAAAUAUUAGUGUGUUUUGCCUACAUGCUGUAUUCAAAUCUAUUAUUUUUCUUUUGUCUUUUUUCUAUAAAUCCACAUAUGUGUACUAAAAGGGGUGGGAUAAAUAAAACAACUUUAGUAACUUUAAA